AUCACAUGAAGCAAACAAUAUACCGAACACAGGAAUUCGUUUAAACGUGGAGGCGUUUUAUUGACCCGGAAGUAGUUCAACCAGGCAUGGGCUCUACAGGAGACAACGUGUUUUUUCGUUGCUGAACUUCGCUCUGCUUUUUUACCUGAAUGAGUACUACCCAUUUGCUAUUUUGGGGGUUAUGCAUAUAUUUUACUGGAAUGCUGAAGUAUUAUCAUGGGUAAGAAUAAAAAUAAAAAGUUUAAGUCGAAGAAACCUCAACCUACUGGACUUUCCAGCGUGAAAGAUGCCGAGGAAGAGGCAGCCGAGUUGACCCCUCCUCCGUCAUUUCUACAAACUCAAAUAUCAUCGUUGUUAGACAAGAUACUAAGUUCUGAAGAAGAAGACAGAGCUUGUGGCUGUUCCAGUUUGGCCAUUUUGGUAUUCAAUGUUGAUGCCAUACCAUUAUUACUGAAAAAUGACAUUGUUAAAUGUGUGGGACCGUUACUGAUUGACAAAAGUCUGGCAGUGAGAGAAGGUGCUGCAGGAGCACUCAGGAAUUUAAGUGUAAGUGGAGGUUAUGAAGUAUGUGACAAAAUGAUAGAAGAUGACGUUCUGACAUCACUAGUGGUUUUACUUAAACAGUGUCUUGAAGAUGUCCAAACAAUAUCAAAUAAAAAAAACAAGAAAGAUGAUGCUCUUAUUGGAAUAAUGGUUCAAGGAAUGCAUUUACUUUGGAAUCUUUGUGAAAGCUCCUCUGUAGCUGUGAAUAUAUUCAAUAAAGAGAACCUAUUGCCUACAUUAAUGCAGUGCCUUUGUAAUCGUGAACUUUAUGGCACUGAGCUGACUAUCCCGACAGCUCAGUGUCUUCAUAUAGUGACAGAGAAUAACAUGCCAGCAUCCCAGCAACUAACCACUACGGAUAUGUUGUCUUUAUUGGAGUCUACCCUGAUGUCACCAGGAAUUACUUACCAAAAUACCUUAUUGAAAACACUUAUUUUAUGCACAUUUAUUUUCUUUUGUUCAUUUGCAGGAACAAUAUUUAAUAUAAAAAAUAAUCUUCCCGCUGGAAGCCAGAGUCAGACAAUGCAGGCCAUUGUAAAAAUAUUAUCAGACACAUUAGAUUUGAAUAGUAUAGAAAUAGUUCAUACAGUUAUUAUGAAUCUUGGUUCUGCAAAUGGAGUAAGUUGCUCUGAAUCACAAGGAGAAGAAACGGCACAUGCUGCCAUGGCAGCUAAUGAUGAGGAUGCUGAUAUAAAAGAAAGCAAGACUGAAGACAGUAUUAAUGAUGUGAAAUGUCUACUGACUGCCCAGCAAGUAGCGUUAGAGAUCACCUCUAAUGUGUGCGUUUCUGAUGAUGAGGAAGAUGAAGAAUGGGAGGAUAUGAAUGCAACUAGUAGUAGUAGUAGUAGUAGCGAUGAUCAAACUGAACAUGUGAUGGACAAUGAUAACAUUGCUAUUGUGUCACCGUUAUGUUUAUCUGCUGAAAUUCACUCUGCUUUGAUAGCACAAAAUAUACCUAAGAAGGUAUUAGAGAAGACAUCCCCUGGUGAUAGGAGUACAUUACAAACCAUUGCAAGUCAUCCAAAAGGACAACUACUAAUGAAAGGACUUCAGACUAUACAAAAUAGAGCCUUGACAUGCCUUCAGAAUAUGAUAUCAGUUAUGGACACACAAGCAUUAGGUGGUGGAGAAGCAUUGUCCAAAUUAUGGACUAUGUUAUUACCAUUAGCAUUUGAUAAAACAGGUCCAACUUCCAAUGAAUAUGUAGAAGCUUUCACUAGUGCUAUGAGAUCACUUUUACAGAAAAUGGCCGCCAAUAAUCAGCUUCCAGAGGUAAAUUUGUUAUGUUUUAAAUUAUUCAUUUUCACUACUGAGCUUGGAACUGAACAUAUAUGUAAUGAAUUAUAG
This is a messenger RNA of Saccoglossus kowalevskii, 1890 nucleotides long. Its product is annotated as HEAT repeat-containing protein 3-like. The record is from RefSeq and is a predicted model, not a curated record. Gene Ontology annotation, biological process: protein import into nucleus; ribosomal large subunit biogenesis. NCBI's taxonomy places the organism in Eukaryota, Metazoa, Hemichordata, Enteropneusta, Harrimaniidae.